UGGUUGUCCAGUGGUACACAGCUCCUCCCAUCUUGCCCUGGCAGGCCCCUGACCAGUCCAUCCAGCACCUAAGGGCAGCACAGCCAGUGGGAGGGAGGAGGGUUUGAAAGGGAACCAGCUGGGGUCCUGUGGGAUGAUGGUCUGUCGUGCUUCCUCAAAGUGAACAGGCCAUGGCGCAGGCUGCUGGGCUGUCACAGAUCAGCACUACUUCUGGCCAGCCCUAUGUGAGCAAGCUGGUUCUGCUUGGAAGCAGUUCUGUGGGCAAGACCAGCCUGGUCCUUCGGUACAUGAAGCAGGACUUCAGCAAUGUCUUGCCAACGGUGGGGUGUGCAUUCUUCACAAAGGUGGUGGAUAUGGGCUCCUCAUCUCUGAAGCUUGAGAUCUGGGACACAGCCGGCCAGGAGAAAUACCACAGUGUCUGCCACCUCUACUUCCGGGGUGCCAAUGCCGCACUCCUGGUAUACGAUAUCACUCGGAAGGAUUCCUUUCACAAGGCCCAGCAGUGGCUGGAGGACCUGGAGAAGGAGUUCCACCCAGGAGAGGUGGUGGUGAUGCUGGUCGGCAACAAAACGGACCUCGGCGAGGAGCGGGAAGUGACCUUCCAGGAAGGGAAGGAAUUUGCGGAGAGCAAAAACUUGCUGUUCAUGGAAACCUCGGCCAAGCUGAACUACCAGGUGUCUGAGGUCUUCAGCACGGUUGCCCAGGAGUUACUGCAGAGAGCUGGAGACCGGGGAAGCAGCUCACAGGAAGGCGAGGCUGUGGUUCUGAACCAGGAACCUGCUGCUAGGCACAGCCAGUGCUGUCCAUGAUAGAUGCCAUAGUUUCUGCCACUGCAGGGGAGUGUGUGGAGGACAUCUCAGCCCGUGCCUCAGAGGUCCUCAACCAUCUUCAGAACAAGGCUGGUGGCUCUACGUUCAUUCAUAUUCUCUGUUGAAGAUGAAUGAUGCCUGAGCCCUGGAGGCUUCCAGAUGUUGGCUUCCUUCAUAAUAACUGCUUGCCAAACCUGGCGGGAACUGUCCCAGAAGACUGUCAGCCCCUCCUUACCAGAUCCCACCUGAUUCCUGGAUGUCCUGAGCUAGUGUGCCCGUCAAACCUGAGCUGUCCCAAUUAGCUGCCUUGCUAUAACACAGGACAGUUAAAUGAAGCAGAGCAGAAUCAUGGACUGGAACAAUUCUUUGAUCCAUGCAAUGGAAAGACAGAUGCUUCAUCCUGGGGCAGCUGGUCCAUAACUGGACCACUGUGGACCUGGGAAUUGCCAGGGUUAAGGGGGCUGAUAACAGCAUCAGUGCAAGGAAAAAAAUGGAGAGAUGAUGUGACCCUGGAGAGACAGAGUCUGGAGUGCCUGGGAUAGAAGUGUCCCCUUUCAGCUGUGGGUGAACAGAACCAGGCUUCUAUCAGGUGGUGCCAGAACUCUAGAGCCUCCAUUGUAUUGUCCAUGUAUCCUUCUCUCUAAAUAUUAAAUGUCUUGACAAUCUGA
Molecule: messenger RNA, 1477 nt
Organism: Phodopus roborovskii (desert hamster)
Lineage: Eukaryota; Metazoa; Chordata; Mammalia; Rodentia; Cricetidae
Gene: Rab17
Product: RAB17, member RAS oncogene family
Exons: 6
Coding region: 171-809 (212 amino acids)
Cellular component (GO): endosome
Molecular function (GO): GTP binding; GTPase activity
Source: RefSeq, a predicted model, not a curated record